UUUAAAUCAUGAAAUAGCCUCCACUCUUUCUACGCACCAUUAAGCAUCAUAAUCCCAAUCAUUAUCUCCUCUGCCUUCAUUGCUCUGCCUGCUUCUGUUGCAGCUCCAUCAAUGGAGGAAGACAAUUGUUGCACAUCUCAAUUGCCAGCAGAAACGCAAGCACCAGCAAUGGAAGAAAGAGAUCCAGAGAGCAACAGCAGCACACUCCAGGAGCCACUCCUGAAGAGAAACAGAACACUCUCGUCAACCCCAUUGGCCAUUGUUGGAACCAAAGUGUCCCAUAUAGAGAGCUUAGAUUAUGAGAUCAAUGAGAAUGAUCUGUUCAAGCAUGACUGGAGGAGUAGAUCCAAAGUCCAAGUGCUGCAGUAUGUGUUCCUGAAAUGGUCACUGGCUUUCCUUGUGGGAGGCUUGACAGGUUUAAUUGCCACUCUCAUUAACCUUGCUGUGGAGAAUAUUGCUGGGUACAAGAUUCUGGCUGUUGUCAACUUGAUCAAGGAAGAAAGGGUAGCGUUUAUGACUGGAGUCAAUCUGGUGUUGACAGCUUUUGCAGCUGUGUUGUGUGUGUUCUUUGCACCAACUGCAGCUGGACCUGGGAUCCCUGAGAUCAAAGCUUAUCUUAAUGGGAUUGAUACACCAAACAUGUUUGGUGCCACUACUUUGCUUGUUAAGAUAUUUGGAAGCAUUGGAGCAGUCUCCGCAGGGCUAGACCUUGGCAAAGAAGGCCCUCUAGUCCACAUCGGCAGCUGCAUUGCCUCCCUGCUUGGACAAGGAGGCCCAGACAACUACCGCCUCAAGUGGCGAUGGCUUCGAUACUUCAACAACGACAGGGACAGACGAGACAUCAUAACCUGUGGAGCUUCAUCAGGUGUGUGUGCAGCUUUCAGGUCUCCAGUCGGUGGCGUGCUAUUCGCCCUCGAGGAAGUUGCCACCUGGUGGAGGAGUGCAUUGCUGUGGAGGACUUUCUUCAGCACGGCUGUGGUCGUGGUGAUCCUUAGAGCAUUCAUCGAGAUCUGCAAUUCAGGGCGAUGUGGACUGUUUGGGAGUGGUGGGUUGAUCAUGUUUGAUGUGAGCAGUGUGGAAGUGAGGUAUCAUGUGAUGGAUGUCAUACCAGUAGUAUUGAUUGGGGUCAUUGGUGGAGUUCUGGGGAGUCUGUACAAUUAUCUGCUUCACAAGGUGCUUAGGCUGUACAAUCUCAUCAACGAGAAAGGGAAGUUUCACAAGCUGCUCUUAGCCUUAACUGUCUCUAUCUUCACCUCAGUGUGUCUCUACUGCCUCCCAUUCCUAGCGAAAUGCCAGCCCUGCGACCCUUCUCUGCCUGAGACCUGCCCAACCAACACAAGGUCAGGCAACUUCAAGCAAUUUAACUGCCCAGAUGGACACUACAAUGACCUUGCAACUCUCCUUCUUACCACGAAUGAUGAUGCAGUGAGGAAUAUCUUCUCCACCAACACUCCAACCGAGUUUCAACCGAUGUCUCUCAUCAUUUUCUUCAUUCUGUACUGGAUUCUAGGACUAUUCACUUUUGGCAUUGCUGUACCUUCUGGCCUUUUCCUCCCGAUCAUCCUAAUGGGAUCCGCUUAUGGCCGCCUGCUUGCACUCGCCAUGGGAUCUUACACCAAAAUCGACCAAGGCCUUUAUGCAGUUCUCGGUGCAGCUUCACUCAUGGCUGGAUCAAUGAGAAUGACGGUCUCCCUUUGUGUGAUUUUCCUCGAACUCACCAACAACCUCUUGUUGCUCCCCAUAACAAUGAUAGUGUUACUCAUAGCGAAAUCUGUAGGGGAUAGCUUCAAUCCAAGCAUAUACGACAUAAUCCUGGAGCUGAAAGGAUUGCCGUUCUUGGAUGCUAAUCCUGAGCCGUGGAUGAGAAACUUCACAGUUGCAGAGCUUGUUGAUGCCAAAGAGCCAGUAGUUACCUUAUGUGGAGUAGAGAAGGUAUCGAAGAUUGUUGAUGUGCUUAGAAACACAUCCCACCAUGGGUUUCCAGUUGUGGAUGAAGGAGUUGUGCCGCCAUUGGGAGUUGCAGCAGCAGGAGCAACUGAGAUACAUGGGCUGAUUCUAAGAGCUCAUCUGGUUCAAGUGUUGAAGAAGAAGUGGUUCCUGCAAGAGAAGAGAAGAACAGAUGAGUGGGAAGUAAGGGAAAAGUUCUCCUCGGUUGACCUGGCUGAGAGAGAAGGCAGGAUUGAAGAGGUGGCAGUGACCAGGGAAGAAAUGGAAAUGUACGUUGAUUUGCAUCCUCUAACCAAUUCAACUCCUUUCACAGUGGUUGAAAGCAUGUCAGUAGCAAAGGCAAUGGUGAUCUUCAGGCAAGUCGGGCUUCGGCAUUUGCUUGUGGUUCCUAAGUAUCAAGCUGCAGGGAUUCCUCCGGUGGUUGGCAUCCUGACUCGGCAGGAUUUAAGGGCACAUAACAUUUUGACAGCCUUCCCUCAUCUUGCAAGAUCCAAGAGCAGAGGAAAGCACAACUAAAACCUCAAAAUAUCGAGCUUCUCAUUUCCUAAAUAAGAUUCCUAUUCUUUCAAUCAAUUUUUACAGGGGGUUCAUCAAAAAUACAAGAUGGUGCCAGAAUCCCAUAAGGCAUCUCAGUUUGAUAUGAUAAACUCAAACACAUAAUUCUUUUCGUGUAGAAAAGAGCAUACACAACAAAAUGGCUUCUGUGAUCUGCUACAUUCGCGGAUACAGGGGUAUCUCAGAAGUAUGCUUGUUACACGCAUCUUGAGCUCUUCUUGAUUAGUUGAAAAUUCUGCAUCACUUCCUUAGCUCAUCUUCUAGUCCCCAUUUGGGAUCAGUGAAGCUUCCUGAUAUGUAACACCAAUUUUCCAAGAUGCUCAUGAGCGUUUUUUCUUCUUUCCUAGUUUCUUUUUCUUGAGGUUAGCUACUUUACCCCUCUGAAAGACUGCCAGAACCUCUAUGCUGCAAAUGUUACCAAAAUGAUGUCCAUAAGAAAAUCUGACGAAAGAGAAAGAAAAAAACAAGAGCCCAUCCUCUCAACCUUAAGUAGAGGCAGUACCUCUGAGUUCCAGGAAAGAAAUUAAAACCAUGGGCGUGUUCCAACCGCCAUUUGUUCGUAGACAACAGCGCUUUGCAAUCCUGUCAAAGGUAGCAGCACUAUUAGCCUUCGUAGUUCGUACAUAGUACAUACCCUAGACUAGUUUGACAAGUUGAAAGGUAAAUGUCUUCCAGGAAAAAGUACCUCUUUGAAGCUCUCCCAACCACAACUUAUAUAGAUUAGCGUUUGAGGGAGAACUAGGGGUCCAUCCGCUGUUGUUGAACUCCUAACAUAAACUGAAGAUUCUCUGGCACGUAAGACCCAUGGUCUUUUUUCUUCUUUAACUUGAGAGCUGAAAUAACAGGGGGAAAAGUUCUUGUGAGCAUCACAACUUCAACUGGUAUUGAGUUUGAUUCCUGAACAUCAUGCUUAGAGAGCAGAGAAGUGAAGCCUACCCAUCAGUUGAUGACAUUGGUUUAAGAUUCCGGAAGGAUAUAG
Linum tenue is the source of this 3481-nucleotide messenger RNA. The record is from the annotation of a GenBank genome assembly. Lineage: Eukaryota; Viridiplantae; Streptophyta; Magnoliopsida; Malpighiales; Linaceae.